Messenger RNA from Zea mays, 2279 nucleotides. Its product is annotated as cell division cycle202. The record is from RefSeq and is marked validated. The transcript is spliced from 7 exons. Gene Ontology annotation, cellular component: anaphase-promoting complex. NCBI's taxonomy places the organism in Eukaryota, Viridiplantae, Streptophyta, Magnoliopsida, Poales, Poaceae. Gene Ontology annotation, biological process: positive regulation of ubiquitin protein ligase activity; anaphase-promoting complex-dependent catabolic process; positive regulation of anaphase-promoting complex-dependent catabolic process. Gene Ontology annotation, molecular function: ubiquitin ligase activator activity; anaphase-promoting complex binding; protein binding. Bases 346 to 1761 code for a protein of 471 amino acids.
CUGCUACAAAUAAAAAUUCGUGGGGCGGCCAAACCCUAAAACGCCCCACAGCGCAAGCGAGCAGAUCCUCCUCCCUUUCUGCUUCCUGGCAUCCUCUCUGCCUCCCCGCGCCGAUCUCGAGCACCUGGGGAGACCGCGAGACGUGCGCCUGAUUUUUCUCAUCGCAGCAGCCCUCAAGUUCCCCACCUCUUUUUUCUUGCAGCUUUCAAUUAAUCUGGUUAUUUAGCUACAUCUUUAUUUUACUUUCAUUUUACCUUUAAUCUGUUUAGUUCCAUUGCAUCUUCUGCGGUUGCGGUUAGUAUUGCUGUUUCUUGCUCCUUGUUUCUUGUUCUUUUGCUUCUAACCAUGGACGCAGGAACCUACUCCAUCUCAUCAGAGAAGAGCCACACGGCGGCAGCGGCGCGGCCCCCUCUUCAGGAGGCCGGCACUCGGCCCUACAUGCCGUCGCUGAGCACAGGAUCGCGCAACCCGUCGGCCAAGUGCUACGGCGAUAGGUUCAUCCCGGACAGGUCGGCGAUGGAUAUGGACAUGGCGCACUACCUGCUCACGGAGCCCAGGAGGGACAAGGAGAACGCGGUGGCAGCGUCCCCAUCCAAGGAGGCGUACCGGAGGCUGCUCGCCGAGAAGUUGCUCAACAACCGGACACGCAUCCUUGCCUUCAGGAACAAGCCGCCUGUGUCUGAGAACGUCUCGGCAGCCAUCACAGCUUCCUCUCACCAUGCCAAGCUGGUCAAGCAGCGUCGACAUAUUCCCCAGUCUGCAGAGAGGACUCUGGACGCACCAGAGCUUGUUGACGACUACUACCUCAACCUGCUUGACUGGGGGAGCAACAACGUGCUAUCCAUUGCUCUGGGCGACACGGUAUACCUGUGGGAUGCCUCCAGUGGAUCCACGUCUGAGCUUGUGACCAUUCACGAGGACAGUGGUCCCAUCACCAGCGUCAACUGGGCUCCAGAUGGCCACCAUAUCGCUAUUGGGCUCAACUCAUCCGAUAUCCAGCUCUGGGACACCAGCUCCAACCGACUGUUGAGAACUCUCAGAGGUGUGCAUGAGGAAAGAGUUGGCUCACUGGCAUGGAACAACAACAUCCUCACCACUGGCAGUAUGGAUGGCAAGAUCGUGAACAACGACGUGAGAAUUAGGAACCAUGUUGUACAGACAUACGAGGGGCACAGCCAGGAGGUGUGUGGGCUCAAGUGGUCUGGAUCAGGGCAGCAGCUGGCUAGUGGGGGUAAUGACAACCUUCUGCACAUUUGGGAUGUGUCGAUGGCAUCCCCCAUGUCAACCGCUGGCCGCAACCAGUGGCUGCACAGGCUCGAGGACCACAUGUCCGCUGUGAAGGCACUCGCGUGGUGUCCUUUCCAGAGCAACUUGCUGGCAACUGGUGGUGGCGGCAGUGAUAGAUGCAUCAAGUUCUGGAACACACACACUGGAGCAUGUCUGAACUCUGUUAACACUGGAUCACAGGUCUGUGCCCUUCUAUGGAACAAAAAUGAGAGAGAGCUGCUGAGCUCACACGGAUUCACACAGAACCAACUAACCUUGUGGAAGUACCCAUCAAUGGUAAAGAUGGCUGAACUCAGUGGCCAUACCUCUCGUGUCCUUUUCAUGGCUCAGAGCCCUGAUGGUUGCACAGUAGCAUCAGCCGCUGCGGAUGAGACCCUUCGGUUCUGGAACGUAUUUGGAGACCCUGAAGUGGCCAAGCCUGCAGCCAAGGCUUCCCACACUGGGAUGUUCAACAGCUUCAACCAUAUUCGAUAGGAACAAGUCAUGAGAACGAUCCCUUCUGUUGGAAAUGGCCGUGCAUCAUAUGUGAGGUCGAUUCCUAUUGAUGAGAUCUAUCCACAUUGAGUAAGCACACAACAUCAGCGAGCAUUGCCAUCAUAUGCAUCAUUCAGCGAUGCUAAUCAGAAAUCCAGGAUCAGGGCCGUAAAAGGGUUGGACUAUAUGUAUCUGCAACAUCGCAAGCAACAGGGAGGCUGUCUCUUCAGAAAUUUUCAAGAGGACGUGUCAGAAACAUACUCAGGAGGCCGUCUCUUCAUUCAAAGAGUAUCUUUUACACGACUUCUUGAGUAUAAAAAACUCAUUUGUACAAUCCUACCUGUCUAUUGAAUUGUCUUUAGAAAAAAAAAAGAGACUUUAUUGUAUGUACUUUUUUUAUCUUUUAUGUCUGAAGAACUGUUUUCCCCUUUUCUUUUAGAAGUAGGAGCCGGUAAAGCUACUCUUUCAAUUUGUCACAAGCAUUAUUUAUUUUUAUAAUUUGUCCUCUGUUUCCUUGA